Messenger RNA from Seminavis robusta, 3183 nucleotides. The record is from the annotation of a GenBank genome assembly. Lineage: Eukaryota; Bacillariophyta; Bacillariophyceae; Naviculales; Naviculaceae.
GGUGCAAUCAUCGAUAUCCAUGUCAUUACAGUAUUGCGACUCGACUCGUCACUCAUCAAGGACACUGUGUUCCGUGCCUGGCCCUCAAAAAUCCUGGUGCCAACAUAAACCCCUUCAAUAAUUCUCCGAAGUCUCAUUUUAUUAUAUUUUGUGUUUGAUGGCCCUUGAGCCCUUGAAGAGGGCUGUGCUCUGACAAUGGCCAAAGGUGUUGGUUCGAAGCUUCAGCGAGGACCGUAACAGUAUCGCAACCAAAACUGCAUCUGGUGAUCUCAGUGAGAACAGCAUCUGUUGUCAAUGUCGCUGUCCCAGAGAUCUCGAUCUCUUGCCGGCGUGAAGAGUGCCACCCUUUUGGAAGGGCUUCGAAACGGCGAUGAUGCAGCUCUUACCAAGGCAGCUCCUGCAAACAACAAACAAAGAGAAUCUAGCAAAAAAGACGGAUCCAAGUCUCUUGUAGGCCUUCGCAUGAUGGAGCUAAUUGACAACACUGUUCAUGACGACAAUGGCACGAGUCGUCGACGAGGUCUCGCAAAGACGGAUUCUGUCAAGAAACUGGAAGGCAUGGGACUUGUCAAAUCACGCAAAAAUGGAAGCAAAAGGAGCGUAAAGAGCGGGGAUGAUCCCAAAAUGGAGGAGGCGCCAAGCUACAACUGGGCAAACUCCACCAAAGAAAAGCGAUCCAAGUCCCUGGUGGAUCUCCGCAUGAUGGACUUGGUCGAUGACAAAACGGACUCCAACAAGAAGGAAUCAAGCAGAGGAAGGGGGCUGGUGAAGAAAAAAUCGGCAAGGAAACUGGAAGGUACGGGCAUUGUCAAGUCUCGAAGGAAUACACUGGAUUGUCGGAGCAAAUCCCCAAAGAAACCAACCAGCAAGCCCAACAGUCGUGUCAAGGAAUUGUCCGAAAGCUUUGGUCCUGACCGUGCCACCACCAACAGCAAGAACACCAAAGGCCGCAAGGUGAGCCAGAAUUUGCAAGGAUUGUUGGAGAAGUUCAGUGACCAUUCCUCCAACAGCAGACCCAGCAGAAGGUCCAACAGAUCGGCAUCCAGACUGCAGCGUGUUGGCUCUGUAUCCUCCUUGCGAAAGGAAGCUCUGGGCCCAGGAAAAUUGUCAAAAUUCAGAACUGAUAGCAACCACAGUCUGGGGUCUCUGUACGGUAGUUGCCGUAGUGGACUGGGGGAUAGCGAUGAUAGCGACAAUGAUGACAAUACGUUUUACUCGGCCGCGGGGGACUGUAUUGAUGAUGACUUGAGCAGUUUGGGAGAUAUGAGCUCAGUAAACAACUACAGCAGCGACGGUGAUAUCAACGCUGACAGUGACUCCAACGCUCCAGCCUUGGAAGAAGACGACCAGAGUGUCGCAACCUGCAGCACCGCCCAAGACGGUUCGAGGAGCAAAAAGAAGUAUCGUGUCAUGUUGAGGUCGAGUAUUCUUGCCGUGGUGGGAGCACAGCGCAUCAGUUCUUGCCAAGAGAGCAUCGACGCUCUCGAGGGUACUGAACAGUCUUUUUUGGAGUGUCAACAAAAAGUAGCAGAUGCGAAGAAACAGGAGGCGGCCCGUUGCAUUCAACGAUUCUUCAAAUACUGCAAGGCCGUUCAUGAGAAUCACAAAGACGAAAUACUGUAUUGGCAAGAGGAGAAAAACGAUGUGCUCAGACGAAAGGAGGAAGAGCUCGAGACGGUCAAAAAUAUGUUGCACAUUGAAAAACAGCACGCUCUCGAGGAGUUCAUGGCAAAUCUCGAAGCAUCCGGCAAGUCGUCGUCACCACCUGUACCCGACGUCAACAAGCUCGAUUGGGACACCUUUUGUAUCCAGAUCCAGGAACUGAAGGAUGAAGUGAAGGAAGAAAGGCAAAUUUCUCAAAACCUCAAAGAGAACAUACACCAGUUGAUGCAAGCAAACAAAUUGUUAAAAGCAAGCGAAGAUACCCAAAUCACCAAGCUUCAAGGAUUCACAGAGAGAAUCCUGAACCUGAAAACUGAGAUGAACGAGCUGGAAGCCAUGGUGAACCUUGGAGAACGGGCCAUGAAAAGAGCAGUGCCGGAAGUCGAUAACGCCGGCAAAGUACUCGAAGAAGUGCAAGCAAAGAAAAAUGCAGUGGUAACCUGCCUUGUCAAGAUCGUUGACAUCGUUAAAAAUUCGGGAGACAGUGAUCUCUUUGGCGAGAUCAAGGAGAUGCAACUACGCCUAGAAGUGGAGCUUACCAAGAAGGGGGGUGCUCGUCGCAUCAUUGGUGGCAGUUCUCGUAAGCCAAAGAAUCGCAAAAACAGAGAGAUGGACACUCUGAAAGUUCUUGAAAAGGUUGUAUCCCAGCGCGAUCUGAAGAUUCUUGAAAAGGUUGUAUCCCAGCGCGACUCGAUGAACGACCAGUCUUCAUCUUCCAACUCGAGUGACGACGAGCCCUCGAAACGACAAUCUGAUUCAACCCCUCUAAUGAGCCUCAUCCAAAUGUCGCAAGAACCCAGCACUGGACGUGACAGCACCAGCAAGAAAAAUAAGAGAAAAGACGGUAUGAAACGAACCGAUUCGGCUCCACUUUUGAGUCUCAUUGAAAUUGCUCAUCAAACCCCCAAAUACGGCAAACGCACAAUGGAGCGCUGCGACUCGGCUCCGCUUCUGGCAGAAAUGAGGAGAAAGAGUGGAUCCUCGAAUACGCUCCCCAGCAGCAUGAAAAGAGUCAGCUCUAGCUCCAGCAUGAAAAGAGUCAGCUCUUCCGGCUCGCGCCUCAAUAGAGCGAACUCCAGUACUAGUUCUCGCGCCAAGUCUGAUGGGAUGAAAGAGAUACUGAGAAGGUCUGCGCCGUCCUUGGUCAUCAAUAUCGCCGACGACGGCGAUUCAUCCGCUUCAAGUAGGCCAGCCAAGACUUCCGGCGGCCUGAGGCGGAAUGGGUCGGCACCUUCAUUGGCCCUUGAAGUGGGCCAGGAAGCCAAACGGGAAAGAAGGCUGAAGAAGAUGUCUGCAGGACUCAAACGAAGCGGGUCCAACCGGUCACUAUCGCACGGUUCUGCUGACGACGACGAAGACGACAAAGAGCAAAGUAGAAGCAGUCGGCGACGAUCAAGAUCCAAAUCUCGGAAUGGUUCCAAGUCUUCUAAGGAGGGGGCUGGUGCGGGGCUGAUGCGAAAUACUUCUGCUCCUCCAUCGAUAAGCAAGUAUCGAAAGAAACUUGACAAACAAGACGACUGA